AUGCUGAUUUCUUAUCAAAAUUAUGUCAAAUUUUACGAGAAUGAUAACGGAAUUCUUAGCUUGGAGCAAUAAAAUACAAUAGUUUUGCUCUAUAAUGAUAGCGUGAAACCGCGCUGUAUUGUGACGAAUAUUUAUUAGCCGCAUUCAGUCACGAGAGCGGUGCGAAGUGGUGAACACACCCGCUCUCGAACGCACCUAGUCAUUGGCUGUCAAAAAAUGACCGAAGUCACACGGAAGAAAACUUUUUUGGGUUUUGAUUUUAGUACACAGAGGCUCAAAGUAUUAGUAAUAGAUGAGGACUAUGGAAUACUGCAAGAGGCAGAUGUUGAAUUUGAUGUUGAUCUUCCAGAGUUCAGGACAGCCGGUGGGGUGCGGCGCGGGGAGCGGGGUGAGGUGACGGCACCACCACUAUUAUGGGUCAAGGCUCUGGACAUGGUGAUGGAUAGGCUCAUAGUUGCUGGAGUAGACUUCUCUACUGUUGAAGCACUAUCUGGUGCAGCACAGCAACACGGCUCAGUAUGGUGGUCCAAAGAUGGUGAAGCCCGUCUCUCGAAAUUGUCUUCCGAGGAGUUCCUGCACACACAACUGGCCACUGCCUUUGUGGCUGACUCUCCCGUCUGGAUGGAUUCCAGUACUACAGUAGACUGCAGAGCACUCGAGGAGGCAGUUGGAGGUUCUGAGGCUCUCGCCAAAAUCACCGGCUCAACAGCCUACGAGCGUUUCACAGGCCCACAGAUCCGCAAAAUGUUCCGCACCAAGCCCAGGGUAUACCAGGCGGCUUCGAGAAUAUCACUGGUCUCUUCGUUCGCUUGUAGUCUGUUCCUGGGACGGAUAGCUGACAUUGACUUGUCUGAUGGCUCCGGGAUGAACCUGCUUGAUGUGCAUAGUAAGAGUUGGAGUGAAGAGUGCCUUAAGGCUUGCGGCGAUGAAACACUAUCAGAAAAACUGGGUACCCCAGUACCCACGGCGAGCGUGCUAGGCACCAUCGCGCCGUACUUCGUGGAACGAUACGGAUUUAAACCCGACUGCCAAGUGGUCGCGUUCACGGGCGACAAUAAUUCUGCUCUUGCGGGACUCCGCCUCCGGCCCGGCUGGGUAGGCCUCAGCCUGGGCACAUCGGACACACUCCUCCUCGGCCUCGACCAAGCGCAGGCCCCUCCCGCGGGACACGUCCUCGUGGGGCCGGCCGAGGCCCCCUAUAUGGCCUUACUGUGCUUCGCCAACGGGUCACUUACAAGGCAGAAUCAUAGGGAUAGGUUAGCCGGACAGAGUUGGGACGCUUUUAAUGAUUUGCUGAGGGCUACUGUCAGAGGAAAUAUGGGAUAUAUGGGUAUCUACUACGACACGGCGGAGAUCGUGCCGCGCGGCGCGCCGGGCCGCCGGCUGGCGGACGGCUGCGGGCGCGCGCGGCCGGCGCCGGCGCCGCAGUUCGAGGCGCGCGCGCUGCUCGAGGGGCAGGCGCUGGCGCGCCGCGCUCACGCCGAGGACAUGGGCUUCCAUCUGGAUGCAAAUUCUCGAUUAAUCGCUACGGGAGGCGCUAGUGUGAACAAGGAGCUGCUGCAAAUUUUCGCCGACGUGUUCAACACGCCCGUCUAUGUUCAGGAGCAGCACGCGAACGCCGCGCUCCUGGGCGCGGCCACUCGCGCCGCGGAGGUUUGGAGCGCCACGACGGGGGUCCCUCUUACUGGAUCGGAGCCCACGCUAGCGCCGGUGGCCAGCCCGUACCCCGACGCGGCCACCAUCUACACGCCCAUGCUCGCCCGCUACCGCGACAUGCUCCAACACAUCCCUAAACUACAGUAACCGCUUACACUUAACAGCAUAUCGAAGCCAAUUUAACAGAAUUAAUCAGCCGGAGUAAAAAAAACACUAAUAGUUUACUACAUCAGAAUUGUACCCUCAUCAUGGUUAUGUUUGCUAGUGCAAGCGAUAUACAGCUUAUGCAGUCUUAUAAUAUUCGCAAACCAAACUGACGACCGAAGUAUAGAAUAGAAUAAAAUAACAUUACGACCGGUCUGGCCUAUACUCUGUAUCUUUAUGUAUUUAAAUAAAAGUAAUUUAAUUAUGUGUCGAAAGAUGGUAGUAAAUUUACGUCGCUACAAAGUUUUCUUUGACAAUACACCACUAUAUCAAAAUCUCUUUGGUAAUAGGAUCACAGCCAUCAGUUUGGUUUGAGGAUACUAUCGCGAAUACAGGUAUUGGCAAUCGUACAAUGCACAAAUAGAUAAUGACAAUCUUUGGAUAUUAUUGAAUU
Molecule: messenger RNA, 2254 nt
Organism: Cydia pomonella (codling moth)
Lineage: Eukaryota; Metazoa; Arthropoda; Insecta; Lepidoptera; Tortricidae
Product: xylulose kinase
Exons: 11
Coding region: 217-1803 (528 amino acids)
Biological process (GO): xylulose metabolic process; D-xylose metabolic process
Cellular component (GO): cytosol
Molecular function (GO): D-xylulokinase activity
Source: RefSeq, a predicted model, not a curated record